UUCAUUAACUCUCACAUAACAAAAACAAAAAUCAUGAAUACUAACACUCCACUCAUCCUCUUGGCUUUACUAGCUUUAAUCUUGGUCGACACUUCAUCAGCAGAACAAUGUGGAAAACAAGCUGGAAAUGCAGCAUGUCCAAAUGGACUAUGUUGUAGCCAGUUUGGGUGGUGUGGCUCAACAUCUGACUACUGUGGUUCUGGUAACUGCCAGAGCCAGUGCCCCGGUAGCGGCACACCGUCUAACCCUAACCCUAAUCCUGGUGGUGGCAGUGGUGUUGGUAGCAUUAUUACUGCACCCAUUUUCGAUCAAAUGUUGAAGUAUCGCAACGAUGGGAGGUGCCCUAGUAAUGGAUUUUAUACUUACAAUGCUUUUAUUUCUGCUGCGAACUCGUUUGGUGGAUUCGGUACUUCGGGUGAUCUUAAUACCCGUAAGAGGGAGCUUGCUGCUUUCUUGGCUCAAACUUCUCAUGAGACCACAGGAGGGUGGGCAAGUGCACCAGAUGGACCCUAUGCAUGGGGAUAUUGCUUUAUUAGGGAAAAUGAUCGGCAAACCUAUUGUUCCUCAAAUCAAUGGCCAUGUCCUGCUGGUAGGCAAUACUACGGCCGAGGACCAAUUCAACUCACUCACAACUACAACUACGGUCAAGCAGGCAAUGCAAUUAAAGCAGACUUGAUAAACAAUCCAGAUCUAGUGGCAACUGAUGCAGUAAUAUCAUUCAAGACAGCAAUGUGGUUUUGGAUGACCCCCCAGGCGAACAAGCCGUCGAGCCACAACGUUAUCAUCGGACAAUGGACUCCGUCCAGUGCGGAUACAGCAGCUAAUAGGCUGCCAGGCUAUGGAGUGAUCACCAACAUAAUCAACGGCGGGCUCGAGUGUGGACAGGGUGCUAAUGACAAGGUUGCCAGCAGAAUCGGGUUUUACAGGAGAUAUUGUGACAUUUUGGGAGUCAGCUAUGGUAACAACUUAGAUUGCUAUAAUCAAAGGCCUUUUGCUUAAAUAGUUAAAUGUGCUUUUACCAUUUAAAAACUAUGUAAUAAAAAUAUUUCAAUAACCCGUUAGCCUCGGUAUGAUGGGGUGAGCAAGGCGUUCGUACUAGAUUUUGAGGUCGAGUCUCAAUAUCUUUACUACUUUAAUGAAGCUACUGUUGCAUCAUGCA
Molecule: messenger RNA, 1159 nt
Organism: Mercurialis annua (annual mercury)
Lineage: Eukaryota; Viridiplantae; Streptophyta; Magnoliopsida; Malpighiales; Euphorbiaceae
Product: endochitinase-like
Exons: 3
Coding region: 34-999 (321 amino acids)
Biological process (GO): carbohydrate metabolic process; defense response to fungus; cell wall macromolecule catabolic process
Molecular function (GO): chitin binding; chitinase activity
Source: RefSeq, a predicted model, not a curated record